AUGGAGAGGACGCCGCCCGUUGAGCAGGAAGAUCGAGCAGAAGUGGCAAGCAUGGAAGCAGCUCACCUUGUAUCAGGCCAUGAUCCGGAGCAAGGCCCUGCGGAGGACUCGAUGUCGUGGCGCUGGUCCCGCCACCGCCAGUGCAUGGAGAUCCUCGUGCGACAAGAAUGUGGUCGAGAGCUCCGUGAAGAGCAGCUCGAAGAUCUCAAGGACAAGCUGCGCGAGGAGACUGAGCACAGGAUCGAAGGGAGGCCAAAGUAA
Molecule: messenger RNA, 261 nt
Organism: Symbiodinium sp. CCMP2456
Lineage: Eukaryota; Dinophyceae; Suessiales; Symbiodiniaceae
Source: the annotation of a GenBank genome assembly